ACGCCGUUGUAGCAUCCACUUAGGUGCCGCUUGCCUCAGUAUGAUGUGAUUGGUCAACAUAAGAGGACAAGAUGUGUACGCGCAGGGGUUAAAUCACGAACAUAUCAAUACGUCUUUGGGGAUUUACUCUUCAGAAUUACUUGCCGAUUUCUUUCUCAAGUCUUUGGGGGCUGCCAGCGUCGUUCAGCCAUGGCAGAGCAGGAGCGUCCUGCUAAGAAGCCUCCUGCUGCAGCUGUGCUCCUCUCCCACUUCACGGUCGGCUCGGUCUCUGAGGAGAACUCCGAGGAUGAGAUCCUGGGCAGGCUCGACCCCAUGCCGGCCGAGGAGAAGGAGCGCUCUCUGUCGCCGUCGUCCGUCAGCUCGGACAGCACCUAUGAACUGGGCUUCGACGGCGUAGAUGGACCUGCUCAGAACCUGAGGCCAAGCAUGUCCGGACUGCAUUUGAUGAAGCAGGGCAGGGACAGGAGACGCAUUGAUCUCCAGAGGGACUUCACUGUGGCCUCACCUGCGGAGUUUGUCACUCGCUUCGGGGGCAACAAAGUCAUUGAAAAGGUCCUUAUCGCCAAUAACGGCAUUGCUGCUGUGAAGUGCAUGCGCUCCAUUCGCCGCUGGGCUUAUGAGAUGUUCCGGAAUGAGCGUGCCAUCCGCUUCGUGGUCAUGGUUACGCCAGAGGAUCUGAAGGCCAACGCUGAGUACAUCAAGAUGGCUGACCACUAUGUGCCUGUGCCCGGGGGGACAAACAACAACAAUUACGCCAACGUUGAACUCAUUUUGGACAUUGCCAAACGGAUACCUGUUCAGGCAGUGUGGGCAGGCUGGGGCCACGCGUCCGAGAACCCCAAACUACCAGAGCUGCUGCACAAGAACGGCAUCGCCUUCAUGGGUCCUCCAAGCCAGGCCAUGUGGGCCCUAGGGGACAAGAUCGCCUCCUCCAUCGUGGCCCAGACUGCGGGCAUCCCCACCCUGCCCUGGAGUGGAUCAGGUCUUACUGUUGAAUGGUCUGAGAGUGAUCAGAGGAAGAACAUCAUCAAUGUCCCUCCAGAGUCCUAUGAGCUUGGUUGCAUCCAUGACGUAGAGGCUGGACUGAAGGCUGCGGAGCUGGUGGGCUACCCAGUCAUGAUCAAGGCAUCAGAGGGAGGCGGAGGAAAGGGGAUCCGCAAGGUCAACUGUGCAGACGACUUUCCCAACCUCUUCAGACAAGUCCAGACGGAGGUGCCAGGCUCGCCCAUCUUCGUCAUGCAGCUGGCGAAGCACGCGCGCCACCUGGAGGUGCAGAUCCUGGCUGACCAGUACGGCAACGCCAUCUCCCUGUUUGGCCGCGACUGCUCGGUCCAGCGGCGGCACCAGAAGAUCAUCGAGGAGGCCCCGGCCACCAUCGCCACCAUGGACAUCUUUGAGGACAUGGAGAGGUGUGCGGUGAAGCUGGCUAAGAUGGUGGGCUACGUGAGCGCCGGCACGGUGGAGUACCUCUACAGCCAGGACGGCAGCUUCUACUUCCUGGAGCUCAACCCGCGUCUGCAAGUGGAGCACCCCUGCACCGAGAUGGUGGCCGACGUCAACCUGCCAGCCGCCCAGCUGCAGAUUGCCAUGGGCAUCCCUAUGCACCGCAUGAAGGACAUUCGCAUGAUGUACGGUGUGCAGCCGUGGGGAGACUCGCCCAUUGACUUUGAGGGGCUGUUUGCUGCCCCCUCCCCACGAGGACAUGUCAUUGCAGCCCGCAUCACCAGUGAGAACCCAGAUGAGGGCUUUAAGCCGAGCUCGGGCACCGUGCAGGAGCUGAACUUCCGCAGCAACAAGAACGUGUGGGGCUACUUCAGCGUGGCGGCGGCCGGGGGGCUGCACGAGUUCGCCGACUCGCAGUUCGGCCACUGCUUCUCCUGGGGCGAGAACCGCGAGGAGGCCAUCUCCAACAUGGUGGUGGCCCUGAAGGAGUUGUCCAUCCGAGGAGACUUCAGAACCACGGUGGAGUAUCUCAUCAAGCUGCUGGAGACGGAGAGCUUCCAGCUCAACACCAUCGACACCGGCUGGCUGGACCGGCUCAUCUCCGAGAAGAUGCAGGCGGAGAGGCCGGACACCAUGCUGGGGAUCGUGAGCGGAGCCCUCCAUGUGGCUGAUGUCAACUUCAGGAACAGUGUCUCCUGCUUCCUGCACUCACUGGAAAGAGGUCAGGUGUUGCCGGCGCACACUCUGCUGAACACGGUGGACGUGGAGCUGAUCUACGAGGGCACCAAGUACGCGCUGACGGUGACGCGGCAGUCGCCCAACUCCUACGUGGUCAUCAUGAACUGCACGUCGGCCGAGGUGGACGUGCACCGGCUCAGCGACGGAGGCCUGCUGCUCUCCUACGACGGCUCCAGCUACACCACCUACAUGAAGGAGGAGAUCGACAGGUACCGCAUCACCAUCGGCAACAAGACGUGUGUGUUUGAGAAGGAGAACGACCCGUCUCUGCUGCGCUCGCCCUCCGCCGGCAAACUCAUCCAGUACACCGUGGAGGACGGGGGACACGUCUUCGCCGGCCAGUGCUAUGCUGAGAUAGAGGUGAUGAAGAUGGUGAUGACGCUGACGGCGGUGGAGUCGGGCUGCAUUCACUACGUGAAGAGGGCUGGUGCGGUCCUGGAGCCGGGCUGUGUCAUCGCCAAACUCCAGCUGGACGACCCCAGCAGAGUACAGCAGGCGGAGCUGUACACGGGGGCGCUGCCCAACAUCCAGGCGGUGGCGCUGAGAGGGGAGAAGCUGCACCGCGUCUUCCACAGCACGCUGGACCACCUGCUGCACAUCAUGAACGGCUUCUGCCUGCCCGAGCCCUUCUUCGGUGGCAAGCUGAAGGAGUGGGUGGAGCGGCUGAUGAAGACGCUGAGGGACCCCUCGCUGCCCCUGCUGGAGCUGCAGGACAUCAUGACCAGCGUGUCGGGACGCAUCCCCCCCGCCGUGGAGAAGGCCAUCAAGAAGGAGAUGGCCCAGUACGCCAGCAACAUCACCUCCGUUCUCUGCCAGUUCCCCAGCCAGCAGAUCGCUAAUAUCCUGGACAGUCAUGCGGCCACUCUGAACAGGAAGUCGGAGCGAGAGGUCUUCUUUAUGAACACCCAGAGCAUUGUGCAGCUGGUCCAGAAAUACCGCAGUGGCAUCCGUGGGCACAUGAAGGCCGUGGUGAUGGACCUGCUCAGGCAGUACCUCAAGGUGGAGGUGCAGUUCCAACACGGGCAUUAUGACAAGUGUGUGUUCCAUCUGCGCGAGGAAAACAAAGGGGACAUGGCCAACGUGCUGAACUACAUUUUCUCCCACGCCCAAGUCACCAAGAAAAACUCCCUCGUCACCAUGCUCAUCGACCAGUUGUGUGGGCGGGACCCCACGCUGACGGACGAGCUGAUGGCCAUCCUGACGGAGCUGACCCAACUCAGCAAGACCACAAACGCCAAGGUGGCCCUGAGAGCACGCCAAGUGCUCAUUGCCUCUCACCUGCCCUCCUACGAGCUACGACACAACCAGGUGGAGUCCAUCUUCCUCUCGGCCAUCGACAUGUACGGCCAUCAGUUCUGCAUUGAGAACCUCCAGAAACUGAUCUUGUCUGAGACCUCCAUCUUUGAUGUGCUCCCUAACUUCUUCUACCACACCAAUCAGGUGGUCAGGAUGGCUGCCCUGGAGGUGUAUGUGCGCAGGGCCUACAUUGCCUACGAGCUCAACAGUGUUCAGCAUCGGCAGCUGAAGGACAACACCUGUGUUGUGGAGUUCCAGUUCAUGCUGCCCACCUCCCACCCCAACAGAGGGAACAUCCCCACUUUAAACAGAAUGUCUUUCUCCUCCAACCUGAACCACUACGGCAUGGUGCACGUAGCCAGCGUGAGCGACGUGCUGCUGGACACCUCGUUCACCCCGCCGUGCCAGCGCAUGGGAGCCAUGGUGUCCUUCCAGUCCUUCCAGGAGUUCACCAGGUGGGUGUGUGGGAACAUUAAGGACGUGUUGAGCUGCUUUUCAGACUCCCCACCAACCAGCCCCACCUUCCCAGAGGGGGGGAACCCAGUGCUGUAUGGAGAGGACGACAAUAAGAGUCUCCAGGACGAGCCCAUCCAUAUCCUCAACGUGGCCAUCAAGACGGAUAGUGACAUCGACGACGACGGACUGGCCGCCAUGUUCCGCGAGUUCACUCAGACAAAGAAAUCCCUGCUGUUUGAUAACGGCAUUCGCAGACUGACUUUCCUGGUUGCUCAAAAGGAUUUCAGGAAGCAGGUGAACUGCGAAGUCGACCAGCGGUUCCAUAGGGAGUUCCCCAAAUUUUUCACUUUCCGUGCCCGAGACAAGUUUGCGGAGGACCGCAUUUACAGGCACCUGGAGCCGGCCCUGGCCUUCCAGCUGGAGCUCAACCGCAUGCGGAACUUCGCCCUGACCGCCAUCCCCUGCGCCAACCACAAGAUGCACCUGUACCUGGGCGCUGCCCGCGUGGAGGCGGGCGCAGAGGUCACGGACUACCGCUUCUUCGUGCGCGCCAUCAUCCGCCACUCAGACCUGGUCACCAAGGAGGCCUCCUUUGAGUACCUGCACAAUGAGGCGGAGCGGCUGCUGCUGGAGGCCAUGGACGAGCUGGAGGUGGCCUUCAACAACACCACCGUCCGCACCGACUGCAACCACAUCUUCCUCAACUUCGUGCCCACCGUGAUCAUGGACCCCUCCAAGAUCGAGGAGUCCGUGCGCUCCAUGGUGAUGCGGUACGGCAGUCGUCUGUGGAAGCUGCGCGUGCUGCAGGCCGAGCUGAAGAUCAACAUCCGGCUGACGCCCACAGGCAAGCAGAUCCCCAUCCGCCUCUUCCUCACCAACGAGUCCGGAUACUACCUGGACAUCAGCCUCUACAAGGAGGUCACCGACUCACGCACUGGCCAGAUCAUGUUCCAGGCGUACGGGGACAAGCAGGGCCCGCUGCACGGCAUGCUCAUCAACACGCCCUACGUCACCAAAGACCUGCUGCAGUCCAAGCGCUUCCAGGCCCAGAGCCUGGGCACCACCUACGUCUACGACUUCCCCGAGAUGUUCCGACAGGCUCUGAGGAAGCUGUGGCAGGGCAUGGAGACGUACGCGCGGCUGCCCAAGUGCCCCCUGCCCUCCGAGCUGCUCACCUUCACCGAGCUGGUGCUGGACCCGCAGGGACAGCUGGUGCAGAUGAACCGCCUGCCCGGAGGAAACGAGAUUGGCAUGGUGGCCUGGCGCAUGACCCUGCGCACGCCGGAGUACCCGGCCGGGCGCGAGAUCAUCGUCAUCAGCAACGACAUCACGCACAAGAUCGGCUCGUUCGGGCCGCAGGAGGACGUGCUCUUCCAGCAGGCGUCGGAGAUGGCGCGCGAGGCGGGCAUCCCGCGCGUCUACAUCGCCGCCAACAGCGGCGCCCGCAUCGGCCUGGCCGAGGAGAUCCGACACAUGUUCCACGUGGCCUGGCAGGACCCCGCCGACCCCUAUAAGGGCUUUAAGUACCUGUACCUGACACCACAGGACUAUAAAAAGGUGUCCGCGCUGAACUCUGUGCACUGCGAGCAUGUGGAGGAUGAAGGUGAAUCAAGGUACAAAAUCACUGACAUCAUCGGGAAGGAGGAGGGGCUUGGAGUGGAGAACCUACGCGGUUCCGGAAUGAUCGCUGGCGAAUCCUCUCUGGCCUACGAGGAGGUCAUCACCAUGAACCUGGUGACAUGUCGGGCCAUUGGGAUAGGUGCGUACCUGGUGCGGCUGGGCCAGAGAACCAUCCAGGUGGAGAACUCCCACAUCAUCCUCACGGGGGCCGGAGCUCUCAACAAGGUGCUGGGUCGGGAGGUCUACACGUCCAACAACCAGCUGGGCGGUGUCCAGAUUAUGCACAACAACGGAGUGACCCACAGCACGGUGUGCGAUGACUUUGAGGGCGUCUACACCCUACUGCACUGGCUCUCCUACAUGCCCAAGUGCACCUCAAGUCCAGUGCCCAUUCUCAAUGCCAAAGACCCCAUUGACCGGCUGGUGGAGUUUGUGCCAACCAAAGCCCCCUACGACCCGCGCUGGAUGCUGGCAGGGAGGGCCAAUCAGAACUCCAAGGGGGCCUGGGUGAGUGGAUUCUUUGACCACGGCUCUUUCCUGGAGAUCAUGCAGCCGUGGGCCCAGAGUGUGGUAGUGGGCAGGGCCAGACUCGGUGGAAUACCCACCGGAGUGGUUGCCGUGGAAACCAGAUCGGUGGAGCUGUCCAUCCCGGCAGAUCCGGCUAAUCUGGACUCGGAGGCCAAGAUCAUCCAGCAGGCGGGCCAGGUGUGGUUCCCGGACUCGGCCUUUAAGACGGCGCAGGCCAUAAAAGACCUGAACCGGGAGGGGCUGCCUCUCAUGGUGUUCGCCAACUGGAGAGGCUUCUCUGGGGGCAUGAAAGACAUGUAUGACCAGGUGCUGAAGUUCGGCGCCUACAUAGUGGACGGCCUGAGGGAGUACCGGCAGCCCGUGCUGGUCUACAUCCCCCCACAGGCCGAGCUGCGGGGCGGCUCCUGGGUGGUGAUCGACCCCACCAUCAACCAGCGCCACAUGGAGAUGUACGCCGACAAGGACAGCCGUGGUGGGGUGCUGGAGCCUGAGGGCACAGUGGAGAUCAAGUUCAGGAGGAAGGACCUGGUCAAGACCAUGAGGCGCGUGGACCCCGUCUACAUGGGCCUGGCCGAGAAACUUGGCACCCCCGAGCUGAAUGCGGCGGAGCGUAAGGAGCUGGAGGGCAAGCUGAAGGAGCGCGAGGAGUUCCUGCUGCCCAUCUACCACCAGGUGGCAGUGCAGUUCGCCGACCUCCACGACACACCUGGACGCAUGCAGGAGAAGGGCGUCAUCACGGACAUUCUGGAAUGGCGGACGUCGCGGCACUUCUUCUACUGGCGUCUGCGGCGGCUGCUGCUGGAGGACACGGUCAAGAGGAAGAUCCAGGCGGCCAACGGCGAGCUGACCGACGGCCAGAUCCAGGCCAUGCUGCGGCGCUGGUUCGUGGAGGCAGAGGGGGCCGUCAAGGCUUAUCUGUGGGACAGUAACGAGGAGGUUGUGGACUGGCUGGAGAAGCAGCUGGCGGAGGAGGAAGGCGCGCGCUCCGUCAUCGACGAGAACAUCAAGUACAUCCGCAGGGACCACAUCCUCAAACAGAUCCGCAGCCUGGUGCAGGCGAACCCGGAGGUGGCCAUGGACUCCAUCGUGUACAUGACUCAACACAUCUCCCCGACGCAGCGCGCAGAGGUGGUGCGCAUCCUCUCCACCAUGGAGGCCCCGGCGUCGUCAUAGGGACGCCCCCCGCCUCCACUGGCCCCUCCCGCGCCGAGUGGGGGAUUCUGGGAUAGCGGGGCCGGAGGAGCCGACGACGCGCCGACGCUCCUCGGAACACUGGAGCGGCUCCUGGCCGCGCUGUUGGCUAUGAUCCUACCAGGGUGGCCGGACACGGAAUAGUUUCAGGCACACCGAGAGCGCCGUUGAAAACGACGACGGUUCUGAGAUUCAGAGCUGUGUGUGUGCGCGCAAAUACACGCUGUAGUCUUAAAGAUGUCUGGUGCUCUCUCCCUCUCUCUCUCCCUCUCUCUCUCUCUCUCUCUCUCUCCAGAGCGCCUUUAUGAUAGACGGUACAAUGCAGAUUUAGUCAAGAGUGGGUUUACAAACCCUGGUAGUCCAGAAUAGCGUUUGACAAUUCCUGCUUAAAAAAAAAAAACUUGUAAUUAACAGAGGCGUCACCUUACAUCACCGAGUCACUAGCGGAGAAUCAGCCGCCAUUUCACCUUCCCGCCCUCCGGGAACAAAAGAUGCGUCUGAGGGGGGAGGGGGGAGGAGCGGAAAAUGCUAUCAAGGGAACGUUUUUUGUUGUUGUUGUUGUUUGGGUUUUUUGUUAUUUUUCUUCUCAUUUGUUCUUCGCACAUGAGAGUGUAUGUGUGUGUGUGUGUGUGUGUGUGAAGUCACUGAACGCGAGUGCAGUGGCUGGAUGAUGAAUAUAAAGGGGGGGGAAACGUGUGGCUGCAGGAGAGCUGGGGGGAUGGAGAUUAAGCACACCUUGGGAAAGAGCACUUCAUUAAUGAUCAAACACUGAGAGCGUGCACAGGCAUGGUGAUCAGCGCCAUCCGACACACACACACGCACACACACGCACGCACACACACACACACACACGCACGCACGCACACAGAGGGACUCGCACAAGAGGCAAGUCCAGAGGGGCCCCCUAUUCAAGCCUCACUGUUUAACACUGACCCCCUCUCCCUCUCCUCUCUCACACACACACACACACACACACACACACACACACACACACACACACACACACCAAAUCCCACCAGUGAUGGAAGCAUAUGCACCUUAUCUUGCAAUGCAUUCUGCCAAUAUGCAGUGAAACAUGUAUUCACUGGUUCUGUUGGCCCACUUGAUCUCUAUCCUCCCAGCAUUUGGGGACUAAAAAGGAGUUCUGUUGCAAAUUUCAACCAAAACAAAUGUUACAUGUGUAGUCAUUUACCCAGACAAAAAAAUGUUUUUUUUUUCGCUUUUUUUUUUUUUUUAUAACCACAAACAUUAAGCACUGUAAAACUAAUUUAUUAAACGGCAGCAAUGGUUAAGCGUAGAUACUGUACACUGUAAUUACAUGUGCAACAUGAAAGGCGGGUUGUCCGGCUUUUGUCAUAACUGCUCUUUGCACUCAUCUCAUUGUACUACUAAACACACACGCAAGAAGAGAAUCAUGUAACCCAUAAUGAAAUGCUACUGCUUUAGAGGAGACGAACGCUUAACUAAUGAGGUCCAGAAGAGAGUCCUGGUGCUGAUUGGAGUUCUACGAGUUUGAUGAUCCUCGGCAGUUCAGUGGGUUGACCUCGCGUUGACGGCAGGGCUGCGGCCGACGCCGAGCGGUGUGGGCGCGUGAUGGUAGCCACGCCUGCCAGACAGCCUCAUCGCAUUGAAGUUGGCAGUGCCCGACCCGUGCCAGCGUCUGCUCGACGGUUAGCCCACACGUCCGCUAGGACCUUGGAUUUUUCUAGAGUAAAAUGCUGUUAAAGCCUGUCUUGUCAUGAUCAUGUUACUGAAGAGAUGCCGUGGUCGGUCGUCUGCCGUAUGUGUCAAAUGUGUACGUGUAUGUGUUUACUGUGGCCAUCUCUUGGUUGCCUCUGUAACUUUUAAUAAAAUCAUACAUAUA
Sardina pilchardus (European sardine) is the source of this 9136-nucleotide messenger RNA. RefSeq names its product acetyl-CoA carboxylase alpha (gene acaca). NCBI's taxonomy places the organism in Eukaryota, Metazoa, Chordata, Actinopteri, Clupeiformes, Clupeidae. Gene Ontology annotation, cellular component: mitochondrion. The transcript is spliced from 54 exons. The coding region runs from base 190 to 7254 and encodes 2354 amino acids. The record is from RefSeq and is a predicted model, not a curated record. Gene Ontology annotation, biological process: fatty acid biosynthetic process. Gene Ontology annotation, molecular function: ATP binding; metal ion binding; acetyl-CoA carboxylase activity.